AUGCGCUUUCGGAUCUUGCUCCUCUUGCCAGUUGCGCUGGCUGUUCGGGAUCAUGAGGCGGACUUGGAUCGGCUCUCGCUGGAUGAGUCGCUGGAGGAGCCAAAGUUGGACAGCGUGUCCAAGGCCUUCUCGAGUGUCAUGAAGGUCUUCAACCACGAGGCGCCGAUCACGAUCACUUUCGACGACGAGCCCCACAUCAACAUCCUCCAGCGCUUCAACACCACGUGGACGGCCGUUCCCAUGACUCAGAACAAAGGUGAUCUCGUCAUCGCAGGGGGGGUCUACAACAUCAUCAAGUUGCUUCGGUCCCGGAAUCUGCGAAUUUCUUGCCCCGUCCUGUGGGCGGAACACAGCUGGGAGGCCUACAUGUCCGUCACGAAAGCGGCACAGAAGGCUGGCCAAGUUCUAGCCGGCAUGGUGACCAAGGGACUCAUCGACGUGGCGAACAUUGGUCACCUGAAGGAGGUCUUGGCAAAGAUGAUGGGCAUCCCUGGCUUCCAGUACCCAGCGAGCAUGCUGGGUGCCGGGGGGAAAAUCUUCGAGGCGGGGAUCAGCGAGACGGGAGCGUUGAACCGCAGCACCAUGCUGCAAGAAGAGGCACUGGGCACCCUGGCAUCGGCAACCUUGGCAAACGACACAGCCGGACAGAACAGUACCUUCAACCAGGUGGUUGACUCAAUCUACGCCGCGAAGCUGCAGCUGCUGAGGUUGCAGGACGCGAAGCGUGUGGUGCGCCUCAUGCUUGGUCCGAAAUAUACAGAGACGGGUGCCUAUGACCUCCGCAUGAAGUGCAUGCAUCCCGAUCCGACGAAGA
Messenger RNA from Symbiodinium necroappetens, 814 nucleotides. The record is from the annotation of a GenBank genome assembly. NCBI's taxonomy places the organism in Eukaryota, Dinophyceae, Suessiales, Symbiodiniaceae.